This is a messenger RNA of Neurospora crassa OR74A, 2403 nucleotides long. RefSeq lists its product as hypothetical. Gene Ontology annotation, molecular function: zinc ion binding; DNA-binding transcription factor activity, RNA polymerase II-specific. The record is from RefSeq and is a predicted model, not a curated record. Gene Ontology annotation, biological process: regulation of DNA-templated transcription. Lineage: Eukaryota; Fungi; Ascomycota; Sordariomycetes; Sordariales; Sordariaceae. The transcript is spliced from 3 exons. The coding region runs from base 503 to 1906 and encodes 467 amino acids.
UUCCAUCAUCCCUCCGCAAUCCAACCUCUUAAAAUUUCCCUCUCCAACCCGCGCGCAACUCCCACUUAGCAGAAACCUAACAACUCAGAGACACUGGUCGCCGGCCGCGCUUGGCUGCCUUUUUCCUUGCGUCGUAUCUUUCUCUUCUCUUUCGCUACCAUUUGUGUCGCAACGAACCAUCGGCGAGUGCAGAAUAGCCAUUCUGACAAGCCUUUAAUUCGACUGUGAUACUGAGUUGGGACCUCGGCACAUCGUCAUCGGUCACGGCCACGGCCUGUCCCUGCCUGCAUCUGUGUUUUACGCCUGCGCUGGGGCGAGAGGAAAAACAACGAAAGAGUCGGACUGAAAAAACACUCGAUUGAAGACAGAACGAUUCUUCUAUCAGGAGUUGUACCUCCCAGGUCAUCACGCCUGGUCACGCAAACCUCUAACAAGAGUUGUUUCGACACGGAAGCUCUCGAAAAGCGGACAUUGGUCCGAAAAGCCAGCACUGACCUAGCUCAUGAUGGCGGGUAGAGGUUAUCCCUCGAGAGACGGACCUGAGCAGUCCAACUAUCCUUCGCCUCCGGGUGACGACGAAGAGAGGCGAUCACAGUAUCCCUUGCCGCCAUUAACGACCACCAACAUGGCGAUGCACCCAUCGGCCCCGGCCCCAGCUCCGGCCAACGGCUAUCCCCACGAUCAGCGCUACCCAGAUCAAAGAUUCGCGGCCGGACAGAGGUACCCCCAAGAUCCAAGAGGGGAUCCCAGAGGCGACCCCAGAGGCGCCUGGACAGAUGCACGGGCUCAAACGAAUAAUGGAUACGGCUCGCCAAAUCCACCGCCUCCCGGCAGCUAUCCCUCGAUGUCUGCGACUCACCCCCCCGGGUACGCCCCGCCGAAUUUGAAUCCGCCCGCGAGUGGAUAUGCUCCCCCGACUUCGCAGUACCAACUGCCGCCAGUUCAAGCCGCACAAGAUCAAAGGCCGUAUGACGACAGAAGGCCUUAUGAUGAGAGGGGACAGUACCCAGACAGAGGCAUGCCGUCGGAUCCGUACUACCAGCAGGGUCCGCCACACCAGGGACGCGGCGGCGGGUAUGGUGCAGACGUAUAUCAGUAUCGUUAUCCUCCGUCGCCCAACUACCCAUACGGACCCGGUGCUCCUGCGGCCCCGCCUCCGCAGCCGCAGCAAGCUGCUCCGCGUCAACGGACCUCGAUCGCGUGCAAGUAUUGCCGGAAAAGGAAGAUCCGAUGCAGUGGGUAUCAGAAUACGACGAAUGGCAAGUGUUCCAACUGCGACAAACUGCGUAUCGACUGCAUCUUUCAACCUGUUAGCAGCAAUCCAUCGACGGCAUUUGUUCCCGUAGCAGCGGUGGCAGGCGGUGUUCCUCCUGGAACACCUUUGUAUGGAGCAUAUGGUCAGCCUCUGCCUUCUUCUGCGCAGCCACAGCCGCAACCGCCGCCGCCUCGUGGCUAUCCGCACUCGGCAUCAGAGUACCCUCCUCCACCUCAAGUUCAGUCACCCAGUCUCCAUUACCCGCCAUUCGAUGACAGAGACGCCAGUCGCCGGAGACCUCGCCCACAAGAUGAGGAACAUGCGAUGCGGCUACCUCCCCCGAACAACGCUCGCGACGAUGAUCCCCGGCGCAGGUCCCCAGCUUCUAUCCACAGCAAUGGAACACCGCCGAUCUAUCCGCAACAAUAUCCCCAGGGUGCCUAUGAACCAGAUAGGUCGCCCACUCCUCACAGGAAUAGCCCCGGUAACCCCGCGCCGACUAUUCCGUCACAGCCAAGCGCGCGUCCUGGAAUUCUUCCUCCCAACGCCCCGAACCCGAUGAGCUUGGAUCGGUUUUUAGAGAAUGACUCCCACAGAGACACGAAUAGGAUUGACCGCGAUAUGCUCGGCAGGCUCAACAGGCGCAGCUAAGAGCGGCUCCUUUUCGAUGCUUAAGGGGGGCUUGGGCCAGUCUUUUGGUGUGGCUUGAAAAGACGCUGGGUGUCCAUGUUUCCGCAUGACUAUCGCCCCGCUGAGCGGGAGCGAGAGGGGAAAGUUGAUGAUCUAAUCUCAUUGUGUUAUUUUGUGUUUAAGGUCUGCCGCAGGUUGCUUUUUUUGUAUGGCUCUGGUUUGCUUUAUCUUCACGCACGACUCGGGAACGAAGAGCCAUAAGCAGAGGGCGGGUGGAUUUGUACUUGAAAAGAUCCGGCUGCCUCAAGGCUAAAAUGGGUGUUGGGUGGCUCUCGUCGUUUGUCUGGUAUGUUACAUGUUACUCGCUUCUCUUUUAUAAUGGCGCGCAACGGGUACACCAUUUGUGGUCAGCGGCAUGCUUUUCGGUGGGAGGCUAUUUUAUCAGUUAUUUAUGUACUGCAAUCGCAUCAGCUCUUUUGAGCCAUGAUCUGUAGUUCUAAACUCUAGCGUUGAAGGUG